Molecule: messenger RNA, 1581 nt
Organism: Solanum dulcamara
Lineage: Eukaryota; Viridiplantae; Streptophyta; Magnoliopsida; Solanales; Solanaceae
Product: serine/threonine-protein phosphatase PP2A-2 catalytic subunit
Exons: 7
Coding region: 223-1143 (306 amino acids)
Biological process (GO): peptidyl-serine dephosphorylation; mitotic cell cycle
Cellular component (GO): cytoplasm
Molecular function (GO): protein serine/threonine phosphatase activity
Source: RefSeq, a predicted model, not a curated record
AGAGACAAACAUAUAAAAAUCUUCUCUAAAAAUUAAUUAUAACUAAACUUUUUUAACAUUUUCAAAUAGAAUUUAGGAACAAUAUUCAUAUGAAUGGAGACAAAUAUCAUAAAUUGGAGAUAAUUGGGUGAUUCAAACCCUAAUUUUACUCUUUUCCGAUGCUUAAUCGGUUGUAAUUUUGGCAUUUUUAACCUUAAAUUUAAUCUCCGAUCGGCGAGGAAAAUGCCGUCGAACGCAGAUGUAGAUCGGCAGAUCGAGCAAUUGAUGGAGUGUAAGCCGCUACCGGAAGCAGAGGUGAAGACGUUGUGUGAUCAAGCGAGGGCUAUACUUGUGGAGGAAUGGAAUGUGCAGCCAGUCAAAUGUCCGGUCACAGUUUGCGGUGAUAUUCAUGGACAGUUCUACGAUCUGAUUGAGCUUUUCCGGAUUGGUGGAAAUGCUCCAGAUACAAACUAUCUCUUCAUGGGCGAUUAUGUUGACCGUGGGUACUAUUCAGUGGAGACUGUCUCACUCUUGGUUGCUCUGAAGGUCCGUUAUAGAGAUAGAAUCACAAUUCUUAGGGGAAACCAUGAAAGCCGACAAAUCACUCAGGUGUAUGGUUUUUAUGAUGAAUGCUUGAGGAAGUAUGGAAAUGCCAAUGUUUGGAAGUAUUUCACUGAUCUUUUUGAUUAUCUACCACUGACAGCACUAAUUGAGAGUCAGGUAUUCUGUUUACAUGGAGGACUCUCCCCUUCUUUGGAUACACUGGAUAACAUACGAUCAUUGGACCGUAUACAAGAGGUUCCACAUGAAGGACCAAUGUGCGAUCUCCUGUGGUCUGAUCCAGAUGAUCGGUGUGGUUGGGGAAUAUCACCCCGAGGGGCUGGUUACACCUUUGGACAGGAUAUAGCAUCUCAGUUCAACCACACCAAUGGGCUCACUUUGAUUUCUAGAGCCCAUCAGCUUGUCAUGGAGGGUUAUAAUUGGUGUCAGGAUAAGAAUGUUGUGACAGUAUUUAGUGCUCCAAACUAUUGUUACCGGUGUGGUAACAUGGCUGCAAUUCUAGAAAUAGGAGAAAAUAUGGAGCAAAAUUUCCUUCAGUUUGACCCAGCUCCACGGCAGAUAGAGCCCGACACCACAAGGAAGACUCCUGAUUACUUUUUAUGAUUCCAAUGGUUGCACUAAUUGUUUGUAGCUCAUUGACGUCGUAUUGCUGUAGAUGUGUCUUAAAAAGAGGAGUUUUAUCAUUUGAGGAUUAUUCUCAACAUCAUUCUUUUGUUUGGAGGUCGUUCUGCGGCUGGUUUUGGAUAUAUAUAUUCCUGAGGUUCAUCUGAGAGUUGAGAAGAGGCACUGAAGGUUUGUCAUGUAUAUUGUUUUUUUUUUAAAGGGAGCAGCAAUAGCAUGGUGCAUUGUGUCCUAUAAUUUUGAAUUUUGUGCUAGAAAGGUAUUUCCCAUCCCAAGUCUUUCAUGGUCAGUCACCCCUAUCCCUCUCUUUCUUUUAUGGACAUAUUUCGAACUGUGCAGAAGAAUUGAAGAGGAAGUACUCGGCAUUUGUCUGUAUAUUUGGUGUUCCAUAGGAUGUAUCUCAAGUUGAAUUUUCCUCUU